CUUCGGUUUGAUACUUCGACUCGGGCUGCUUCCACCGAGCUAGCUCGGCUUCGUGAACUUGUAAGAUUCCUCUGCUAGUUCAGGCGGAAAAGAUCUCAUCGAAAUGGGAGAAGACAGGGAUCGGGAUAGAGAUCGUCGUCGUCGAUCACGAUCGCGGGAUCGCAGGGACCGCUCCCGGGACCGCAACAGAGGUAGAUCUAGGUCCGACUCCCGAGGCAGACGCGGUGGACCCGGCCAGGGCGCCUCUGGGAAAGCUCGCCGCAAGAAGCCGUCGCUCUACUGGGAUGUCCCCGCUCCGGGUUUCGAGCAUAUAACCCCGCUACAGUACAAGGCCAUGCAGGCUUCCGGCCAGAUUCCCGCGACGCUUCUUGCGCCCCCGAUCACGACGAAUCACCAGCCUUCACAGCCCGUAAUCGGCAGUACCAUCACGCGCCAAGCCAGGCGUCUCUACGUCGGCAACAUUCCUUUCGGCUGUACUGAGCAGGAAAUGAUCGACUACUUUAAUGUGCAGAUGCACGCAUGCGCUUUCGCCCAAGCUCAGGGCAAUCCCGUUCUCGCGUGUCAAAUCAACAUGGACAAGAACUUCGCUUUCCUCGAAUUUCGAUCAAUCGACGAAACUUCAGCCGCCAUGUCGUUCGACGGUAUAAACUUCAAGGGUCAAUCAUUGAAGAUUCGACGUCCACACGACUACCAACCCAUGCCGGGCAUGUCCGAGUCUCAAGGAUCGGUCAUUCCGGGAGUCGUUUCGACUGUCGUUCAGGACUCUCCGCAUAAAGUAUUCAUUGGAGGGUUGCCCAAUUACCUCAAUGAGGAUCAAGUCCGUGAACUCCUCAUGUCCUUCGGACAGCUCAAAGCCUUCAACCUGGUCAAGGAUACGGCUACAGGAUUAUCCAAAGGUUACGCUUUCUGCGAGUACGCCGAAGUGACGAUCACAGACGAUGCGAUCGCAGGUCUCAACGGAAUGCAGUUGGGAGACAAAAAACUUAUUGUGCAGCGCGCAUCGGUCGGCGCUAAGAAUUCCAACAUGGCAGUCCCUGUACAGAUUCAGGUUCCGGGUAUGCCAAAUGUCCCUAUCGGAUCUUCUGGACCUGCAACCGAAGUUCUCUGUCUGAUGAAUCUUGUGACCCCUGACGAACUCCGAGACGAAGAAGAAUACGACGAUAUCCUGGAAGAUAUUCAAGACGAAUGCAACAAAUACGGUCACGUGAAGAGCAUUGAAAUCCCUCGACCCAUCCAGGGGGUCGACGUACCGGGAGUUGGGAAAGUGUUCGUCGAGUUCAACUCUGUGGCUGAUUGCCAGAAGGCUCAACAGGCCCUGACUGGACGGAAGUUCAGCAAUCGUGUCGUUGUCACGUCGUACUUUGAGCCUGAUAAGUAUCACCGGAGACAAUUCUAAUAUGCGAUUCCAAGUAUCGAAUCCGCAUGAUCAUUUUCCUUUGUACAUUGACAUUUAUCUCCCUUCAAACCGCAACGACAAUAAACUCAAACUUCGAGA
Galendromus occidentalis (western predatory mite) is the source of this 1495-nucleotide messenger RNA. It is a transcript of the gene U2af50, whose product is annotated as U2 small nuclear riboprotein auxiliary factor 50. The coding region runs from base 104 to 1396 and encodes 430 amino acids. Gene Ontology annotation, molecular function: RNA binding. Gene Ontology annotation, biological process: mRNA processing. The transcript is spliced from 4 exons. The record is from RefSeq and is a predicted model, not a curated record. NCBI's taxonomy places the organism in Eukaryota, Metazoa, Arthropoda, Arachnida, Mesostigmata, Phytoseiidae. Gene Ontology annotation, cellular component: nucleus.